Lytechinus pictus (painted urchin) is the source of this 1273-nucleotide messenger RNA. Its product is annotated as zinc finger protein 131-like. Gene Ontology annotation, molecular function: RNA polymerase II cis-regulatory region sequence-specific DNA binding; DNA-binding transcription factor activity, RNA polymerase II-specific. The coding region runs from base 2 to 1273 and encodes 423 amino acids. NCBI's taxonomy places the organism in Eukaryota, Metazoa, Echinodermata, Echinoidea, Temnopleuroida, Toxopneustidae. The transcript has 2 exons. Gene Ontology annotation, cellular component: nucleus. Gene Ontology annotation, biological process: regulation of transcription by RNA polymerase II; epidermal cell differentiation. The record is from RefSeq and is a predicted model, not a curated record.
UAUGCGUCAAUAUUUACCAAACGUUUGCCAGUCUUCGAGGAAAGUUUCGGGUCCGCCGUCUCAAGAGAUGAAUGGGACAAUUCCACAACAAAUUUCAAUAGAACCAAGGUCUUCCAGAGGAACACAUUUGAAACAACAGCAAUAUAUAUCCACAACGUCAGAUAGACAAGUGUCCACAUCCCGAUCUAGCGAGACGGCAAAUGCAACUUCGUUUCGAAAGCAGAACAGUCAAGUUCACGAAAACUUUCGGCUCUCACAAAAAACCGCCGUAACCUCAUCCAUGAAUUUCAUCCCACCAAACAAAGACGGAAUACCUCUUAUAUCAAAGCCGUCAGGUGACUCUCAACACUCCAUUCCACAUUUUAAGACAACACAACCAAUGCUAGAAUACACAGUUUUAGAGACGAGAAUACCAGCGAAGAAGAGCGGUCUGAAGUGCAAAGAAAACUUCUACUUGAAGGAUACACUGGAUGUUUCAACCUCAUUUACAUCAAUCAUCGCAAAUGAUUCUUCCACACCUCAGUCCAAUGUAAUCAAAUCAGGAACUUUAAAAGAUACGUUCUCAGUUGGCCAAGCAAAACCCGAAACAGGCCAAGGUGGCGGGAAACAUGCACCUGCACCCAAACUUGUCAACGAGCAGACACCUGAUCAACCUGAUUCCUCAUCCCUUGUCAUCUCCGACUCUCCAUCUUCUGGGAAAGAAGUUGUACAGUUUCUUCGAAGAACAAUCGAUCGCUCAAGGCAAAAACACAGAUGCAGUACCUGUAGCAGCACGUUUAAUACGGAGAGAGCAUACACAAGACAUAUGACCAGUGAACACAACCAGAAGAAGACCCAUAUCUGCAGUUUUUGUGAUAAGGGGUUCCAGGACAAGUUCGACCUAAAACGGCACUACCGCACUCACACAGGUGUAAGGCCUUACAAGUGCAACAUCUGUCCACGCACCUUCACCCAACGUUGCUCUCUGGAGACACACAUCAGCAAGGUCCAUGGAAUGCCACUGACCUUCGGCUUCAAGGAGCGACGAAAGAAGAUUUACGUGUGCGAGGACUGUGGGAAUUCUGCCAAGGACGCGUAUGACCAUUACCUUCACAUGUGGAUCUCACACUCGCGCCUGAUGAUGCCCAAACGUCUUCGACAUAAAGUGAUGCACAAGAUCAAGAAGAGCAGUCAAGAUGGUGGUGUUAAAAGCGAGGAGCAACUUUUGGCUGACGAUAUGGUUGUCACCCAGGCGAUUCGUUGUCUUCGAGAUCUCGUACAGUCUCCGGGUUAG